AUGGAGGGAAAGGAUUCUUUUCUUUUUUUUUUACAAACAAGAUUUUUACCCGAUCGAUAAGAUCGACACGUAAUGUUAUUUGGGGCGGGAUUACGAUUCAGUUUCUCAAAUUCGAUCCUUUCGAGGAGGAUAUUUUCCAAUUCUGGAAGCUGGACGCACGUACAUUAUGCAAUCUUACGUGAAUAAUGCCGGUUUUGCCCGGGGAGGGGGGAGGGGAGGAGGCCGCAAUCGUUGGACGAUUUUUCCUCGGGUCCUCAAAUCCCAAGUUUUACGCGCUCGUUUAUUGCACCCACGUUCGAAUGUUACGUAUGAAUUAUUUAACGCGUUGUCCAUUAAUUAACGGCGUUGCCCGAUAGCCCGGCGUUGACAGCUUGAAAUAAUCCAUGGAUUUUAUGGAAGAGCGGCCGCCACCAGGUUUCAUGGGCGGGGAAAUGGACCGUUCUCGCGAUGAGCGUAGCUUCGGUUUUUCACCUACGAUCUUGCCCCUCCCCUCCCGACACGAUUGGCCGAAUUAAAAAUUAUUAUUAUUGUUAUUAUUAAUAUUUUUAAUUUUAUCGAGAGGCGUGAAUUUUUUAUCGGGGUCGAUUGAUCUUUUUUUUCUUUUUUCUCUUCGAAAUUUGAACGAAUUAAAUUUUUGUUUCCUUUCUUUUUUUUUUUUUUGUCGGUAGGCAGGUUACAUAAAAAUAUAUAGCUACAAUUUGUAAGGAUUUUUGGGUAUUACUUUCGAUCGUACGCGAAAUAUUUAUCGUGUGAAAUAUUUCUCUUUCUUUUUUUUCCUUUUUUUUUUCCAAAUAUUAAUUAACGAGAUAUCGCGCAAAGAUAAUUAAGAAUUGUCCACUCGCUUUAUACGAAAUAUCGCUUUAUCGCUUGCGAUAAUCGUCCACGAAGAAAAUAUUUACGAAUCGACAGAUGAGGCGAUCGCGCUAUACUCGCCAAACGAUGAAUUUUUAAAAACGAUCGAUAGAUCGUUUUUAAAGACUCGAAUUAACUCUCUCGCACCUCUCGGUGAGCGAAUGGAGGGGAUGUGUGCGAGUGGCCUAAGUUGAGGGGAGAGGUGUUGAUUUUGGCGGCGAACGAAACUACGGGACUGUGGCGGGUGUUUGGAUGUGGUGCACGCCGUGGCUUCGUGGUCGAGGGGGAGAGUCGACGUCGCCGAGAAUAUCGAUCCCUUCGGCCACGAUUUUCCUCCACGAUACAUUAUUUUCCAUACCACGAUCUCUCGACCUUCCUGUCUAUCUCGGACGGAUCUCUCAUCUUCAAAAUUUUCUCAUUACCUUUUCUUCCCUUACUCCGUCACUUGAUAAUCGGACUAAGAAUAAUAAUCGGCGUGCGUGUUCGAGCGAAAGACUAGCGUAAAGAAACGAACGCGAAGAGGGAAUAAAUUUAAAAUUUUUGGAGAGACCUUCCGUCACCUUUCGACGAGGUGGUUUCGAACGCGAUGAAUCGAAGAAAGAUGUUGGAGAGGGAGGCGUGUGGGAUCGGAUGGGUGUGGGGGGCGUAAAUGGGCGAGGCUCUUAAUUAAAAUGUUUAACACAGCCGCCGAGGGCGUACGACGUCGAAACGCGAGACUUAAUUAAAUUGGUUAUGACAAUAAAAAUAGAGGCGGGAAGGAAGGAAAGAAUGAAACCGAGUAAGACGGCCGUAGGAGGAGGAGGGGGAGGAGAAACUGGUUGACUGGUGGAAAGGAGAACGAGAGAGUGCCUGCAUUGCCGAAAGAGGUGGAGAAAGAGAAAACGUGGAACCGCGCACCAGAGAGUUUCUCGGAUCUCUCGGAGAAGAGAGAUUGCGUCGUUUCCGUUUCGUCUCCUCUAUAAAAAAUGAAUUUCGAAAAAGAAGAAACAGAUACAUCUAUGAACCGCGUUUAAUUCGACGCAGAGAGAGAAAGAAAGGGAAAAAAGAAACAAGGAGAAGAAAGAUUUCUGCCGAGGAAAGAGAUAAAGAGGAGCAAAGGGAGAGGGAGAAAGGAAGAAGUUAAAUAUAUCGGAUAGAGGGAGCGAUAGAAGUGGUGCCGAAGUGUCAUUCCAGUUUUCCUCGGUCUGGCUUCGCGGCCAGAAAAAGAAGGAAAGGAGAAAGAGAGAGAGAGAGAGAGUGCGGUGGCGCAGGAUUUGCGAGACGUCACUGCGAAAAUACGCGCAAUUGAACUUUUCAACCCCCGUCUCCCUCCUCCCUCCUCCCUCCCCGGGCCCUUGGCUCUCUCCUUUGUCACGCCACCCUUGUUCGCUCCGUCCCGCUCUAUUUGCCACCCCCCGCCGGGUCCAUCAUCCCCGUACACACCGUGGACGGAGCACCGUGAAGGGGUCGCUUCACCCCUGGCUCGUCGCGUCUCGUGAACACGAGACGGGGGAGAUGAUGGCGGAUUUUCCAAGCCUUGGAUUCCUUCUUUCCUUCUUUCCUUCCUUUCUUCCCCUUCCUUCCUCUCUCGAGGAUCGCCUCCCUUCUUCCAACGACUCUUCGAUUCUCGCUAAUCGCUAAGACACUUAACAAUGGUGCGUCCAGGGAAUUAGAGGAAUUUGAGGGAAAAAAAAGGAGAAAAAAGGUGAUCUGUUUGAUCCUUCGUGUAAUGUAAUCAUUGUCACGUGUAGAGAGAGAGAGAGAGAGAGAAAUUUCUUUUGGAGAGAGGGAGGUAAAAAUUGGGCUUAUCGCGGGGCGAGCAUCUCGCCGUUAAUCUCGGUCAAUCUCUCGGCGGGCGAAUCGGCGGUGGAAAGGGAGGAAGGAAUCCCCCGAUGGUCGGAACGUCUGAUCGGUCUCCACGACGAGGGUAACGACGGCCAUUUUAUUUUCCCGUGGCGCUCCUUUCUCUCCCCCCCUCCUCCAUUUCCCUUUUUCCUUUUUCCUUUUUCACGGCCACGCGCAACCCCUCGAAGCGGAGAGGAAAGGUGGUGGGGUAAGGGUAAGGGUGAAAGAUUACGAAGGAAGCCGGGAACGACGGGAUCAAGGCGAGAGAGGCGAUCGUAGGAAUUUCUCCUUGACACAGAUGUCGGAUAAAGGAAUCGUGGCGGCGCGGCGCGGCGGCCGCCAUCGAGCGAAACGGCGUUCGGAUAUCGAUCUUUUUUUAUCGUGGAGGGAAAGAGACAUAUAUAUAUAGAGAGAGAGAGAGAAGGAGAUUGCACUCGCUCCUCUCGUCGAUAAUCUCGUACCGUGCGUUUCCCCUGUUCGUUCUCGGAUCGAGGAUCGAUGCCUGACUUUUUUUUUUUUUGAGAAUUUUGGAAAAGGAAGGAUGGUUCUUUUUUAACAGUCUCUGAAGAAGAAUCGAAUGAAGUUUUCUUUUUUUUUUUUUUUUGGAGAGAAAAUUUAUUGGAUACGGAAGAAAUUAGGAACGAACGAAGCGACUCUUUUUCGAAAAGAGAAUUUUGGUAGGUGGAAUUUUGAGAAGGGAGAAGGAGGAGAAAGGUGAUGAUUCUUUUUAACGGUUUCUGAGGAGGAAUCGUUUCUUUUGAAGUUUUCUUUUUUUGGAAGGGGGAGUUUAUUGGACAAUUGUGGAUUAAUGUGAAGGCAAUUCUUCUUCGAGAAGAGAAUUUUGGAAAGAAAGUGUUACGGGCGAGGAAGAAUUUUGAUUUGAUGAUUUACUUGUGAUUACGAUUUUGGGAAGAUGGAGAAAAGAAAAUGAUGAAAUUAUUGUGAGCAGUGCGAGUAGAAAAAAAAUUUGACUUCGAUCCUCGACGCAGUCGGUAGGACUCGAACCUACGCUCCCAGAGGGAAUCUGAUUUCUAGUCAGACGCCUUAACCACUCGGCCACGACUGCUGCAAAAACACGUCUAUCCAUCCGACAAUUAGUCGACGUGGAACAUUUUCCAGAUAUAUCGUUCGAAUCGAUCGCAAAUCUAACGUUUCUAACGUUGAUCCUAUCCUCGAAAAACGAAAAAUCAAUCCGAAAUUAAAUUCUCCCAAUCUGUCACGAUCCAACAUAAUUUUCCAACUCCAAUUCUCGUAUUAAUAAAAAUCGGUUGCCAGCUUAAACCCUCCGAUUCGAAUUCUUUUCGAUGGAAAAAUCCAAAAUCGAUCCAUUUCCAAACUCCAAUUCCUCCUGACUAAUGAAACAAAAAAUGGAUCCAUCCAAAUUUCCAAACCGUUCUUCGAUCGUUCGGAAGAAGGAAAGAACCCAAGAUCCAAGAAUUCAAAUCUCGAUCAUGGGCGAAAAUCGGUCGCGAACGAUCAUCCUCCAUUAGCCCGAUCGUUGACGAUAACGCGCCAGAUUCUGGCCCGGCACGGUUGCGUCUUAAUUAAAAUUAAUUGUCCCGGCCGCGUACCCUCGUAAAUCAUAAUAACCGGGGGAGGGGGAGGGCAGAAACUUAUGGAUGCGCCGCGACGCUACGAGCGGAUCUUUCGUCUCGAUCGCCGAUCGAUGGUUAACCCCCAGCCUGCUUCGAAUCCGGGACUCCUCUCGGCGGACAGUGAUUGAUCGUGGAAGGAUUCGGUUUUCCUCGGCGAGGCGAGGCCGAUCGAAGGCGAUCCCCGUUUUCCUCUGAUUCCUGAAUCGAUGAUAAACAUUCCGUGUCGAAUUUUUUUCUUUCUUAUUCUUUCGUGGAGAGACACUUUCGUAUUUUGCGAUACGAAUAGGAAAGGAGAAAGGUAGAAUUGGAGACAGGCUUUUCGUUUUUUGAUCGUUUCUCUUUUUUUUUUAGGGAGUAUCAAAAGUGAGAGAGAGUUUGUUGGAAUGAAAUCGAUCUUUUUCGAGUCGUCUGAUUUUUUAAAAGUUAAUAAUCGGAUCGAAGUGAACGAUCUAAUAACAUUUGAUCGAAUAUUCGUUUGAAAUUAGAUUGUUGGAUAAAAUUUAAAAGAUGGAGUUUAUAAAGUAGAUUCUCCGAUGCGAGCAGUUAUUUAAAGUUACUCGUAAUUAUAAUGAAUGUACAGUUAAAAUUCCAGAAGGUUUACUACGAGAAUCUUCCAUUCUUGCGUUGCUUCCUUCUUUCUCUUAAGCAAGGACGAAGCCUUAGCUUACCUCGCCUUGAGAAGGAUCUUGUCGAAUUUUGAAAAGAUUAUGGUAAGACAGGUAAGAAACCGGGAGUGCGGCGCACAAUCAAACGUCACUUCUCAAACGAUCCUUGGAAAAGUAGCGAAUUUACAACUCGUCGCGUCGUUGAGAAUGCCCUUCCCCUUGUAAAAACAUCCACCACUUGCUUCGUCCGCUCGGACGAAACAAAGCGAGCGCGCCGAUGCAACAGUCGCAGGGAGAAACAGAGAAAUCCCUAGAUCGCUUAAACUCCACAAAUUUACUGAUCGUGCAACAAACUAAACAACUGUUCGUUUUCACGAUAAAAAAGGAAUUCCACAGGCUAACGAAACGCUACUACGCUAAGAAGAUGGAAAUACGAGAGAAGGAUUUACCUUUUCAGGAUUACGAUGGAAAAAUGCCUCCCGCGAAUUAUCGACGUUGUUGUUACGCAAUGUAUGCACGGCGUUGAAUCGAAACGCGUUAGCCACUCCCACGAGACCUUUGGCUGGCCAUGCGUCGCGGCGAAGGCAAAUAUUAUUCGAAUUCCGCGUGCACACCCGCCAUUAGGCCAUCGCUCCCCGUUAAUCUCUCGGCCGGCUAACGAAACGCAGGGGGAGGAGGGCCCUGCCCGUUAUUAGCGCCGAAUUUAGAAUUAAGCGUGUGCCACCCCUUUUGUCUCGAGGAGGGGGGGGAGGAGGAGGGGAAGCGUCGUCCGUGGAACAAUGCCGAGGGAGAAUAAUUCUUUCACCGCCGCGACGUCGACUUAAUUCGCAGGACCGCUUUUAAUUUCCAUUUUCCUUCUCUCUCUUCUCGCCCGUCCGCUCUUACUUCUCUUCUUCUUUCUCCACGAUCCAUCGAGUUAAUCGCCGCUCGAUGGAAAACGAUUCGGAACGUAUAUCGAGGUCUAUUAUUUUUCUCUUCUUCUUUUCCUUUCUUUCUUUUUUCCCUCUCUUCAUUGAAGCACGACAUCGUUGCCUCUGUCGUCGAUUUUUGAAAAAUUUUUUUGCGCGUAACGGAGAAAAUUGAAUCUUUCUUGGAUUUGUUAUCUCGUGAGGUAUAAUUUUCCUCGAAGUAAUACCUCGUAAACUCGCGAAUUUUCCCUUCUACUGGGACCUUCAUCCCAAAUGCGAGUAAUAAAGGAUGACCAAGCUUGCUUAUAUAUAUAUAUAUAUAUACAUAUAUUGUUCUCCCAAAUUUACACUGGUAUUCCAAAUCAUUUUCAAGUUCGUUCUCAACGAUAUUGAUCCGAGUAAAUCGUAUACUCGGAUGCAGGGGGAAAAAAGAAGAGGAAGAGAACGGCGGUGAGAUGUACAUUAAAACACGAAUUCUGCUUUCCAUGGAAGGAAUCCUCUCCUCUCCUCUCGGCAGAUACGCCAAAGGUCGUAUCCUUUCUCACGCGACUCCGCCAUCCCUGCCUGGAUCAAACCAGAAAUUACCCCUUUCCUUGGAUCUUCUCUGGAAGAGGAAGAUAUUCAACCCCUACGACGAGAAGAGCGAGCAGGUUAUGCACCGAUGCUCGCUUGACCGUUGUCCACUUUCUCAGCAUCUCUCCCUCCUUCUCCCCCUCCCUCCGUCCCGUGAGAAUCGUAGAAAACUGGUCCAGAAUGGUCGCGCGGGGAGGGAGGACGUCGGUUCGGUGUUUUCGUUGCACCCGUGUGCAAGGAAGGGGGGGACCAACGUGGCCCCGUGGAAAAAUGACGUUCAGUCGUGGCUCGGCUCUCGCCUCCAGCCAACGAAUCGUCUCGAAAUCAUCUCGAAAAUUUUCUUCCUCUUCUUCUUCCUUUUCGCGUCGAUCGCGAUUCGACGCAGCGGCCGUUUCGUCGGAUCCAUUCCAUUCGGAUUGGCGCGCGCGUGCAAGGAGCGUGUGCCGGCUCGGUUGGGAGGGGAGCGGCGGAUAAGAGCGGCGGAGGUCGAGGGAGGCGAGGCGCCGAAAGCGCGCGUAGCACGCCGAUUACCGCUAAUUGCCUCUCUAAUUGACCCACAUUCGCCUCGCCGUCGAGGCGAGGCCGACGUUUUUCGAGUCUCGACGCGCCUGUACCUUCGGAGUGGAGAAGGAGGAGGAGAAGAAGGAGGAGGAGGAGAUAGAGGGAGAGAGUUUAGGAGGAGAGAGAGAGAGAGCUUGUCGAUCUUAUCGAAUUUUAACCACCCGCUUGGAAAUUUGAAAAUCCCUCGAAAAAUAUCGAACCUUUGGAUCUCCCUCCCCCUUCCUCCCUCUUAUUUUUCCCUUCCUACGUAAUUCUUCCCUGGCCCUUCCCCUCCUCUAAUUAUUACCGUUAAUUUAUUAAGCGCGUACGUCGGCUUUAAAAGCGAAAAGCCUUGCUCCGUUUCCUUUAAGCCAAUUCGUUCGACCGAAACACACUUCCCGAGUGAUCCAUCUUAACGUAAUUAACCGGUUAUACGUCGAGCAGUUAGCGGUCGACGUUCUUCAACUCCCUCUCGUCUCUCUCUCUCUCUCUCUCUCUUUUAUUUUUUUUCUUUCUUCCUCUUACCUCCUCCUCUUGCCUCUCGUUUCUCACCUUGUUCCGGGUCAUUGUGCCGGUGGAUAGAGGAGAGAGGAGAUUCCAAGAUUCGGAUGAAGGAGAAUUUUGUUGGCGAGAAGGUGGGACGGUGAUUCGUUUCUCGAUCGGGGGAAAGAGAGAAGUGAAAGUGAAUUUUGAGAUUCUUCGAGUGAUCUUGUGCGCGGGGGAGGAAUUCUUCUAUUAAUUUUUCCCCCGAUCCUCCGUAAUUUUGGAAACAACUGGCGUCCGUUGGAUCGAGAAAACAAGUUGGAUCAAUUACGAUUCUUUCAACCGAAGCUCGGGAACGAAUGUACGCGCAUCGAGAGGGGAGGAGGAGAGCUAGGAAGAGAGGACAGAGAGCAUCUCCGGGGAUAAGAUCGUCCCCCCUCUCCACCGUUCGUUGCGCGGGAACUUUGAUACCGGAAACGAGUCGAGAAGAAGACAUCGAGGGCGCAAUCGUGCGGAUAAACGGGACGGGGCGCUACGUCACGCCGGGCGUUUCAACUUUUACGGAUCUCGCCCCGUGACGGGGUGUGCGCGUCAAGAGGAGGGUUGUAUGGAUUUUUGCGCGCCCCCUUCCCCUGCGUGUGCACGAGAUCAAAUUUUAUCGCCUUCCACGCCGAUCACGCUUAUAAUAUUUAACGUUGCGAUCUUACUCUCCUCCUCCGUUCUUGUCAUCCUCUUUUUCCCUUUUUCCUUUUCCGCGUAGCUGCGAUCGAUCGAUGGAGUAAUUUCGGUGAUUAUCUUUCCACUCCUCCUCUUUUUAAGCCGAGCAAUCGAUUCUUUUUACGAAGCAAAGUUAUCAUUGUUGAUUGUUACGUUUGAACAUAGAAGGAAUCGAUCGGAAGGGAGGAAUUUCCAAAUCUCUCAUUUCUCGGGGAUCUGAUCUCUAUCUUGUAAUUUAUUUCCCUUUGUUGAUUCGAUUGUUUCUUUGAAAGAAAGAGAAAAAAAAAAAAGAAAGAAAUAGUCCCUUCCUCUCUCUCCCUCCCUCCCUCCCGUCUUUCAAAAUCCGCCCGAGAAACCAUCAUUCCCUUCUCGAAACUCGUUAUUACGCAACCCCGAGAACGUCAAAGCAAAUUGGCUGUGACGUCGGUGUCGAAACAUAUUCCGAAAAAAUUGUGACGUGGGUGAUAUUACCUUGAUAUUUUUUCGAAAAAAUUAGAGAAAAAUAUUCCGUUGAAAAAAAAGCGUGUCUCUCUCUCCCCCAUCUUUUUUCGUCCUCGGGGGAGGGGGAAAAAAUAGCUCGAACGUCUUUAAAUUUCUAAAAAAAGAAAAAAAAAAAAAGAAUAUCAAGGAGACAGGAUAAUUCGAUACAUUUUGGACGUAAAGGUACGUUUGGAAAAUUACAUUACGAAAAUAUUCGCCCGUUUCAAAUUUCGUUCGCUCGCUAAAAGCUGCAGCUACUCUCUGCACCCAGGUUGCCGCACUGAUGAAAAUUUCUUUCCAACUUUAUAAUAAAAGCCACUUGCGCUCUUUGUCAAAUUGUUCUUUCAAAAAAAAAAAAAGAUCUCCAAGAUCGAUUUUAAAAUUGGUUUUCGGAAAAAGGAUCCGAGAUAGAUUGUUUCCUUUCCUUUUAUAAAUCCGAUCAGAAUUCCGGCUACGCGCGAAAAUUCAUCAAAUUUCCCUCGAAAUCGAACGCCUACCCUCCUCUCCUCGUUUCAUUAUUAUUAGUAAGAUGUUCCAGAGUAACCUUUCCCACGUGACCAACUUUAGAAUUCCAGGUACGUUCGUACCCAUGAGCCCGGGAAAGAAAGAAGAAUAGUGUGGGAGACUCGACGGAAGGACCGACUCCACCCUCAAAACUCAUUAAAAGUGUCGCUUUUGCCCCAAACCGUCGAACGUCUUUAUUUCAGCGAGGCGAGCCAUUAUUCUUCUGGAGGAGUUGCGGAGAUCAGCGGGCGAGAGGAUUUUGCGACUUGGAAACAUUUCUGAGGAGGGAGGGAGCGACGUCUGUUUAAGUGGGGCCGAGGCAACUCGUACGCGAGCGGCCGGGUCCCGAUUUUCCGGACGCGGCAUCAUCCCGACACGAGAACGACUGGACCGUCGCCACUGGACAUCGUGGACGUCGAUAUACAACAGCCCAGUCCGACAAGCACACACAACCGACAACCCUCGCUCGGUGUGGUAUCGGUCGUCUCGUGUAUUUCGUCCCAUCUGUGCGCGCGCGGCCGCGUGUACGUGUCUGCGUGUCCGUCUGUCGGCGCGUGUACCCGCGUACGAACGAUAAUGCUGGCGGCUGACGGUUUCGGUGAUCGACGACGACGCGGCCGGUGAACUAGUGACAGUGUGAAAUCGAUCGUCAGCAGGGAAACCGGCUAGCGGUCGGCACUAAAUAUACCCGAGGAAUAAUGGCCAGCGCGACAAUGGGACUCCGUCGCAGAGUGCCAGUGAACAAUUCCCCGACCCCGUCGGGACAAUCCGCGUCGGCCACUGGCUCGUCCAGCAAACGUUCAAGGUCCGAGAACAACAACAGCCCGUCCCACGGUAAUCUGAACUCGAUGAACGCGAGUGCACGAGACGAGCCACCUACCAAGAAGUCACGUGGUACAUCGACGAACGCGACUAAAGCGACAUCUUCGUCCUCUUCGAACGCGUCCUCGUCGUCACCCGAGACGAGUCCCUCGUCGAAAAGUCGCGGUGGUUCUGUGUCGAGAUCCGGAAACGCGCAAACGAAAACGUCCACGACGUCGGUAUCCACGACGUCGGAUGCUGUGUCCAAUAACAGUGUGCUGUCCAGCAGUUGGCAAACCACGAACAUGUCCGAUGUGUCUACGUACGCUUCCGUGGCUGGAUUGAGCAUGGCCUCGAGUCCAACCGCCGGUCUAUGCGCUGGUAGUCUCAGCAUGCCUACCCCGAUACCCUAUAUGUCUUCGUCUAUGGCCACGUUCGUGGGAAACGCGACGAACCUGGGCAAGAGCUCAUCCGUUUCGUAUCUGGACAUUUCGAAUAUGACCGGUGGUUCGUUGAGCUCGGCCGCUUCCGGAUUGAACAAUGCCUACGUCGGGAAUGGAAACGGUGGUAACGCGAUGGACUCGAAGAACGGCGUGCCCAUGCCGUUCUCUGGAAUCGCGGCUGGUGUAAACGGGGCCGGUUACGGGAUGCAAAAGGGACAACCGGAGAACGCGAGUCUACCGAAGAAGUUUCAGAACGAUAGUAUGUUCAACGCGUAUCAACCGUGGGUGAUCAAAACGUACGGUGAUUUGGCGAAGACUAAGACGAUCACGAUUAAAAAGUACGCGCGUAUAUUGCGAACAUUGAGAGGUGAGGAAGUGAACAGUGCGGAGAACAGUAAGUUUCGAUUCUGGGUGAAGAGCAAGGGGUUCCACAUCGGGCAGCCGGAAGGAUACGACGCGAAACCGGCGGACAGGAUUAUCGGACGUCACGCGGUGACGAGUCCCGGAUUGGAUCCACCGUUGUACGUGCCCACACAGUUGCCGCAUAACAAGACGUUAAACGGCGCCGAGGGUACCGUUCCACCCGGAAGAGUGUAUAAGAAAGUCGCGAUCGUGGAGAACUUCUUCGACAUUAUUCAUGCUGUCCAUGUUGACCUUGAGGGUCGUCCAGGGAAGCAUGCCGGUCAAAAGAGAACGUACAGAACGAUCACGGAAACGUACGCGUUCCUACCCCGCGAGGCCGUAACGCGAUUUCUCUUGGGGUGCACGGAAUGCCAACGGCGUCCACGUACCCCGAGCCCGACCAAUUUGUCCAAUCAAUCGCAGCAGCCGACUGGGACGCCUCUCGCGACGACCGCCCUCACGUCCACGACCACGACCACGACACCGUUGAGCCCGAACCCCGCCGCCAGCCUCGCCGCCUCCGCCUCGUCGGUGCAAAGUAGCAGCCCGAAGCAGCGCGAGGGGAACCACCACCACCACCACCACCACCAUCACCACGAGGGUGGUAAUGGCGGCGGCAAGCCUCUGUACAGUUACAGGCACCACCAAAAGCACCAGCAGAAGGGUGGCCCCUCGAGCGAGAAGAGCGAGAACAAGGAGAAGGAGGAGAAGUACAAUCCCCUGAGCAUCACGAAUCUGUUGAAGAAGGAGCCCGUGACGGGGGGCUUCCUGCCGACCGCGGACACCCUGCCCGACUCGAGGAGGACCCCCGAGUCGGACCGCGCCAGCUCCCGAAGUUCCGCUUCCUCGAAGAGGAAGAGGAUGCUGCCGGAGGGUCGGACACCCUCCCCCCAGCCCAGCCACCCGCUGCCGAGGCCUUGGAGCCCUGGCCUCGAUCCCAAGAACACGCCCAUCGACUACAGUCUUCCCAUCACUACCUCGUACCUGAAGCAUCAGCAGAGGCUGCUGUUGCAGCAGCAGCAGGCGGAGAAGAAGAAGGCGGCGGCGGCGGCCGCCGCCACCGCCUCCUCCUCCGCGACGAAGGAGGCCGAGAUCGAGCAGAAGGUAGUCGUGGUACCCUCGGACGAGAUGGAGAGGGACACGGUGGAGAGGGACAGAUACUCGCCUGCCACGGGGCUGAUCGACACGAAUCUCAAUCUGCUGGCCACCAUACAACACCUCCACUGCCAAGUGAUGCUCGCCCUCACGGAGAGGCUCAGACCUUCGAUCGCCAUGCCGAACCCCCUCGUUUUGCCCACCAUAAACAACGUCCUCUCCACGGGGAUGAUGAUCGGCUCGGAGGUAUCGGUCCAGACCGGCGAGAAUCACGCGACGUGAGUUACGACCGCCGCCCCUUCCCCAACCAAGUGUCUCGUCGCCGAUCGAGUAUGAGACUCUGUCCAUUCCGAAUGAUGUUAAUUCCAUUCUGAACGAGGAAGGGAAGGAAGGAACGUUGACGGAGAAGGAAAAGGAGCGUAUUUCGACCAGGUGGUUCUCGAGCAACGCGAUCGUCUGUUGAACCGGAUAAGAUGAAUUACUUGGUCAGGCGUCAAGUAAUUCGAAGUCGUGUUCCAAGUCGUCUCUCUCUCCCGAUAUAGAACGGGGAGGGGGGAAUUGUUGGCGAAGCCUGUCAAAAAUAUGGGUCGGUUGAGCGGGCAGGGAAGAAGAUCCCCCGAUAUUUUGAGAUUCCCUCCCGUUCCGGAGAUCCACCGAAAAUGGAACCUGGCUGCCUGGUUUUCGACGGGAGGCGGAGGGACGGCUGCUUGAAUAUUUGAACAAGUGGAAACGAGAUCGAUGACUGACGGGAGGGGGAGAGGAGGAGGUGGUCUCUCUCUCUUUCUCUCUGUCUCUCUCUCCCCCUCCCACUUUUCGCCUUUCGACAAACCCGGCUAUAAAUUCGGUGCAGGGAUCGGUCUGUGUCACGAUGUACGAUGCGAUGAGUGUUGUUUCUCUUUUUCUUUUUUUCCUCCUCUCGUAUACACGGGGAGGGUUUUUUUUUUUUUGCCCGCCACCGAUUUUUAUCGUAUUCGAAACGCACAAUUACGCUUAAACCGAUUUCUCGUUUAUUAUUAUUAUUAUUAAUACUACUACGUGUACCAAAGGCGUUGCGAGGGGAGCGGGGAGGGGAUGACGAUUUCCUCUUUUCUUUUUCUUCUUCAAGAAGGGAAGUAAAGAUUUUUGGUCUGAACGAAAUAAUUGUUGAUCGAUGUUUCAAGAUCGUAUUAUUAUUAUUAUUAUUAUUAUUAUCAUGAAAUCGAAGGAACGAGAUGCGAUUCCCGUUCGAGGGGGAAGAGAGAGAGAAAGAAACUCGUUAGAAAUUUUUUCCGUAUUUUCACCGUGAUUGUAGAUUAGCCUUGUGUAUGAUAUUAAACGAGGGGGGAGAGAGAGUGAGAGAGAGUGAGAAAGUAUAUAUAUAUAUAUAUAUAUAUAUAUACACACACAUAAGGAUAGUAGUUUUCUUCUGUGUAUUAUAAUUAGCUUGCUCGUUGUAGACGUCGCGCACGAUUGGCGUGAACGCGGCGUGUUUGUACUAGGAGUUUGAUAAUCGUUGUGAAAGUAGAAAACGGAACAGAAGUUCGAGUAAAGAGAUAGACAGAUAGAUAGAUAGAUCGAUAGAUAGAUGGAUAGAUAGAUAGAUAGAUAAAUAGAUAGGUAGAUAGUGAGAGAGA
Molecule: messenger RNA, 13435 nt
Organism: Apis cerana (Asiatic honeybee)
Lineage: Eukaryota; Metazoa; Arthropoda; Insecta; Hymenoptera; Apidae
Source: RefSeq, a predicted model, not a curated record